AUGGACCAGCACACAAGCACCCUUCCCCUGAAAAACGCGAUACCCGCGGAAGUGUAUCCUGAUCUGGUUGCCAGCUUGACAGCAUACCUGCUAUAUGUGACCGGCCAGGUUCCUGUCCUGAUCGAUCCAGCUCUGGAGGCGGCGGGGCAGAUACCUUCAACCGAUAGGGCUGUCGGGCGGCAAAUGCGUCAGUUUCACGCUUCCUUGCGCUCCUGCAGAGGCCGCCUCGCAGAGACAGUGGAGAGGCUCCUCCCCACGUUGCGGACCUCCCGCCUCUACGUGACGGUCGCGCUCAUUUUUGGCUCAUCGAUAGCCUCCCCUAGGCGGGUCUUCCUACUCCAAGCUCCAAUUUAUUCAUACGCAAGCCCCCUCAUGACCGGCAACAAACCAGUCGGGGCCGGUGACUACAUGCGGAUGCUCAGCCGAGAGGUUGUACGACUGGAGCUAUCCAUGGACUUGCAGCCAUAUCGCUGCUACCCCCUACUAUGCGAAGACGCAACAUCCGCAGCUGCUUCACCCCCCUCUGUAGAAAAGCUGGAACUGGCUGCGCUGGCGUCCAAUCUUAACAAAUAUGAACGCAGGGCGCUUGGUUCCAGCAAGAAAACGGUGAGCUCCCACACAAUCCGCCUUCUAAUGAACGAGGAUACUGACCACGGACAGAUUUUAGGGGUCAACGAGACGUCACUGGCGAAGUUUCGCUUACUGGGCUCCAUUAGGGGAUUCGCUACGUUUGCCAAUGAAUCAGACAAUGAAGGUGGUGAAGUGGUGUGA
Messenger RNA from Giardia duodenalis, 771 nucleotides. RefSeq lists its product as uncharacterized. The transcript has a single exon. Bases 1 to 771 code for a protein of 256 amino acids. The record is from RefSeq and is a predicted model, not a curated record. Lineage: Eukaryota; Fornicata; Diplomonadida; Hexamitidae.